AUGGCUACAGGUAGGAAUACUACAACAGUGACCAAGUUUAUCCUUCUGGGAUUCAUCGAGCAUCCAGAGCUUCAGGUCUUCCUCUUUAUGUUGUUCCUGGGAAUCUACCUCAUGACUCUAGCUUGGAACCUGUUCCUCAUCAUCAUCAUCAGGAUUGAUUCUCAUCUCCAUUCCCCCAUGUACUUCUUCCUCAGUAAUUUAUCCUUUGUUGACAUUGUGUACACUUCCUCUAUUGCCCCCAAGAUGCUCUAUGAUUUCUUCAAGGAACAAAAGACCAUCUCCUUUGUGGGCUGUGCUGCUCAGCUAUUUGUCUUCAUCGAGAUGGGGGGUGCUGAGUGUUGUCUCCUGGCUGCCAUGGCAUAUGACAGAUACAUUGCCAUUGCCAACCCACUGCUCUAUGCAGCUGUCAUGCCCCCUUCCAUUUGUGUGAAGAUGGCUGUGGCAGCACAUGUUGGGGGAGUCUUUACUGGCUUGGUCCAAACAAGUUCUGUAUUCCAACUCCACUUCUGUGGGCCAGAUGUAAUUAACCAUUUCUUCUGUGAUAUUCCUCCCUUGUUGACCCUCUCCUGUUCCAGCACUCUUCCUAGUCAAGUGGUGAACUACACUGUUGUAUGUAUGGUUGGGGGGACAUCAGCCACCAUUGUUUUGGUCUCCUAUGCUUAUAUCAUUGCAACGGUUAUGAAGAUCCAUUCAGCCAGAGGACGGGCAAAGGCUUUCAACACCUGUGCCUCUCAUCUGAUAGCUGUGGUACUCUUCUAUGGCUCUGGCCUCUUUGCCUAUCUCCACCCUAGUUCCAGGUCCUCACUAAACCAAGAUAAAGUGGUGUCCAUGUUCUAUGGAGCUGUGAUCCCCAUGUUAAAUCCCAUCAUAUAUAGUUUGAGAAACAAGGAGAUCAAAGAUGCAUUGGAGAAACUCAAGGAGAGGAGAAGACAGAUGUCCAGGUGUGCCCUCUUUCCUUAA
Messenger RNA from Monodelphis domestica (gray short-tailed opossum), 960 nucleotides. RefSeq names its product olfactory receptor 5A1-like. Gene Ontology annotation, biological process: G protein-coupled receptor signaling pathway. Gene Ontology annotation, cellular component: membrane. The record is from RefSeq and is a predicted model, not a curated record. Gene Ontology annotation, molecular function: olfactory receptor activity; G protein-coupled receptor activity. Lineage: Eukaryota; Metazoa; Chordata; Mammalia; Didelphimorphia; Didelphidae.